AUGGAUAUCGCGCCACUACCCUCUUUGAAUGAUGAAUUUAAUCCCAGUACUUCUUCGUCUACAAUUGAACAACCAUCUACAUCAGCUGAUAGAUCAAUAAUUGAUGAUACAAUUGUACAUGAUUCCCUUGUUAAGGAUGUGAAUCUUCCUGAGACAGAAGAAGUAGAAAAAGAAAUUGACGCUGAAGCUGAACAGCCGUUGGAGGCAGGAUCUUCUGAAGAUUUAGCAGAAUUACCGACUGUUCAUACUUCUGAUAAUGUAGCUUCAGCAAACUUAAAUGUGUGUUUUUUUGCAACAAAAAAAAAGAAACAAUAUCGCUCUAAGAAUCAGCCAUUACGCACUUCAGGGAAGGAUCAAUUUGAAGAGAGUAUUUUAUUAAACUUAAAGCCAAAUACUAAAAUUUACAGUAAAACUUUGACCAAAAUACAAAGUGUUCUCUCUUGUGAAGUCUUGGCGGAAAAAUUUCAUGAAUCAGAAAAGAUCACUAGUGAAAAGUCCUGUCCAUACUUCAUGGCACAAUACAUGAAACUGUUUAUAAAGAAAUAUGUUGUUUAA
Psylliodes chrysocephalus is the source of this 555-nucleotide messenger RNA. Lineage: Eukaryota; Metazoa; Arthropoda; Insecta; Coleoptera; Chrysomelidae. The record is from the annotation of a GenBank genome assembly.